AUGGGCACAACACUACAGCAGCACUCGGGGAGGAUCAUGGAAGACGGAACCAGUCCUCUACUGGUAGAAAGCAACACUGAUGAAGCCAAGAGAGUCCAGGACGAGGCUAAGAGCACCCUGCAGCAGAGAUAUCCGACUCUUGUUGACAUGGCAGCGAUAGACAUACUGAAAGUUUUUGGAGCUAUGGGAGAGGCACGACUGGAGAUUGCUGAAUUAUGCAUUUCGAUAUCUUUUCCUGUUGUCAUUCUGCAAUGCCGCUCUUUAACGAAUCUUCUGAAAUCUCUAUCCGCAUUCGAUGACUAUGGAAAUGUACCCGAGAUGACUUGGCAUUCACGGAAUCUCUCUAUGUUGGGGAACUUGGAAAAUGGAUUUGGCCACACGUGGAGAUACAAAUGGAUUCUUGUAUUCGAACGAUGGAGAAAGCAGGCCAAGGAUCAUCAGUGGCUUAGCGACAAGAUUGACGACUUGAAAAGCAACAUUGCCCACAUCCGGCCCAUUUUUCUCUCUAUCAAAGAGGCCUUUGUGCAGAUUGACUGGAUGGCUGGGACGUCUCUGGUUGACUUGCUGUCGGACAUUCAAGACACUUUUGACAUGUUCGAGCGUAACCUGGCGGAAUGUGCGGCAAAGGCCGAUGAGUUGCGGGUUGAACAAGGUAAAAUUGAUUUGUUAGACCCUGACUCGUCUUUUGCCAAUACUAAUCCCUGGCCAGAGCGUCCUAAACACCUCUCACCAUUCGUCAAUUCUUCUAGCGCUGAAUCAUGGUCGAGCGGUUCCAACAUUCCAUCAGGCGGCAUCACCCAGAGGACAUCAUUCGGGAGAGAUGGGAACAGUACUACAGCCCAUGUGGAGAACGGUCCUCCCAAGCCCAAGGAAAGGCGAUUGACGAAGCUACGACAGCGCCUUAGCAUCAACCCGGACGCACGUGAAAAUCAUUGGACAACUCUCUUUGGACUUGGCAAAUCACCCGUUGUCCUGAUCCUCAUGGCAGCAAUGCCACCGACCAUCUACUCUACCAUCUUAUGCGGACCUCCGGACGUAGUACCUGCAUUGGACAGCAACUUCUACUCAACGCUGAGUCAGUUCAUCUCAUCACUCGCGGGCCUGUACGUUAUCGUGAAGCCGCUGUUCAACAGGAAUAAGAAGGAUGAGAUCAAGACGAGCUUUCCCAAGACGUUCUACACGAUGCUCACACUUUCACUGCUGACGAGUCUGACGAGCGCUGUCACGUAUGCUUGGAGCCCAGCGGCUAGUAUUCCGCUGGCCUACGUGUCUGGACUGACGCUCAAUAUCGCGACUCUUCUGAUCAUCCAGGACUCGGGAAAUCAGAUCAAAGAGACUAAUAGAUAUAAUGAGGACUUGGUAUUUGCUGUCAAUGAGUUGGAAAUGGAGCUGGCGGAGAAUCGGGCUGAGAGAUCGUAA
Messenger RNA from Fusarium tjaetaba, 1419 nucleotides. RefSeq lists its product as uncharacterized. The coding region runs from base 1 to 1419 and encodes 472 amino acids. The record is from RefSeq and is a predicted model, not a curated record. Lineage: Eukaryota; Fungi; Ascomycota; Sordariomycetes; Hypocreales; Nectriaceae. The transcript has a single exon.